Messenger RNA from Erinaceus europaeus (western European hedgehog), 798 nucleotides. Its product is annotated as THAP domain-containing protein 1-like. The coding region runs from base 57 to 665 and encodes 202 amino acids. Lineage: Eukaryota; Metazoa; Chordata; Mammalia; Eulipotyphla; Erinaceidae. The transcript has a single exon. The record is from RefSeq and is a predicted model, not a curated record. Gene Ontology annotation, molecular function: sequence-specific DNA binding.
AGCAGCUUCGCCUGCCUGCAGGGGCAGCAGAAAGGAAGUGACUAAGGACCAGAAGGAUGGUGCAGUCCUGUACCGCCUACGGCUGCAAGAACCCAUACAAUAAGGAUAAGCCCAUUUCUUUUCACAAGUUUCCUCUUACACGACCUAAUCUUUGUAAAGAAUGUGAAGCAGCUGAUAGAAGAAAAAACUUUAAGUCAACAAAGUACAGCAGUAUUUGUUCAGAACACUUUACUCCAGACUGCUUUAAGAGGGAAUGCAACAACAAGUUAUUGAAGGAGAAUGCUGUGCCCACAAUAUUUCUCUGUACUGAACCGCAUGACAAGAAGGAAGAGCUACUGGAACCACAGCGACAGCUUCACCCGCCUCCUUUAGCACCUCUCAUUUCCCAAGUUGAUGCUGCAAUUGGAUUACUCAUGCCUCCUCUUCAGACCCAUGAUAACCUCUCAGAUUCCUGUGACCUCAACUAUACCGUGGAGGAUACCAUGCACCAGAGAAAAAGAAUUCAUCAGCUAGAACAACAAGUUGAAAAACUGAGAAAGAAGUUCAAGACUGCACAGCAGCGAUGCAGAAGACAGGAACGACAGCUUAAGAAGUUAAAGGAGGUUUUACACUUCCAAAGAGAAAGAAGACACACCAGAGAGAGGUUAUGUGAUUCUACCAAAUGACUACUUUGAAAUAGUUGAAGUACCGGCAUAAGAACAUGAAAUUUGUAUUAUUAUUAUUAUUAUUAUUUAAUGGGGCAGCACCACAUAUCUUUUUCGGCCUUUUAAAGAGGUUCCAUUGAGGGUGGGAAGGAUG